GCUUCUAUCGCCCGACCGAGCGGGCCCUCCUUGCCGCCGCAGCUCUGUCCUCCCUGGAGGUGAACCUUGAUGGCGGCGAGGGCUUUGGUGUUGGCCUUUUGGCGGGGGCGGAGCUGCCGGCGCCGGAGCGCCCCGCGAGCUUGGAUCCGCUCUUCGGUCCUCUGGGAAGAUCUCCGGUCGCUCGCGAACGGGCUUUGGACGCCUCGCAGUACCUCCGCCUGGCCAUCUCCGGAGCCGUCUGCAGCGCGGUGGUCCGUGCGGUGCUGCAGCCUCUGGAGGUCGUCAAGACCACUCAGCAGCCCCCGUCCUCAGAAGUGCUCAGCCCUCCCAAUGACAAGAAUGCAGGGGAGACGGGGGACUUCCAAAGCACGGCGAAGAGCCUACUGGAAGCCGGAGGCUUUGGUGCUCUGUACAAAGGGACGGAUGCUACAGUUCUCGCCACUGGUGUCAUGGGCUUUGCCAGCUUCGGGCUGAACGAGCUCUUCAGGCUCAAUGGGCGGAGCCUGGAAUCAAUGACUGGUGACGCAACCGGUCAACCUAGUGCCUUGCUGGUGCUUGGCGCAUCGAUUGCGGCCGUGUUCGUUUCAGACUCUUGGCUGAACACAUGUGGCCCUUCCCCGAAUCUCGUUUCCAAGGGUCGAAAAACGCUGCGCAUCGCUGCGCAGGGCUUCAUCGCCGCACCCUUUGAAACCUUGCGCGUGCGCGUGAUGGCCCCCACGGAGAGCCGCUCCUGGGGUGACGUGGCGAGAGAAGGGAUUCAGUCCUUUUUUCUCCAGCGGCAGUUGGGUUUCGGGUUACAAGGCCACGAGGUGCAUGACAAAAGCGCGCAGCACAAAUCAGGAGAGUUGGCCACCGUGAGCAAAGGAUUCUCUGAGCUUUGGGCAGGCCUCGGGCCCUUCUGGGCUAGGGAGAUUCCCUUCUCUGCAUGUUCUCCGAUUCUGGGCUCUCGGUGCCGAGGUGGCCUUUUCAGCUUGUUCCCGGCGGCAGCGGAUGCCGCGAGCCUGCAGAUCUCGGCUGUGGCCGGCGCCAUCGCCGGCCUGGCCUCCGCCGUGGUCUCCAACCCCGCCGACGUCAUCAUAACACAGAUCUCCUCAGCAGAUGCUGCAGGUCGCAGGUCUCCCGGCAAGCUCGAUCUGUGGAAGGGCCUGGGGGCUCGCAGUGUCUACUUUGCGGCCAUUUGCGCCCAGUUCCUUCUGUACGACUCUGUGAAGGAGUUGCUGGGCGUGGGCUCCGGGGACCUCCAGCUGGUCCUCGAUGUCUUCGGCAUAUCGCAAACUGCUGAGAGCCUGCUGGGCUGA
Symbiodinium necroappetens is the source of this 1298-nucleotide messenger RNA. Lineage: Eukaryota; Dinophyceae; Suessiales; Symbiodiniaceae. The record is from the annotation of a GenBank genome assembly.